GAGGCGCGCGCUCCCUCCCACUGCCUCCAUCAGUAUUCCGGGUCCUUGUGAGGUACAUUCCCUGCAAUAAAGCUCCAAACAAAUACGCUUCGUCCGCUGAGGACCAGCUGGGUCCGGAAAAGAAUCUGCUCUGCAAGGGCUCUCGCGGUGUCCUGGAAAGCGGACGGAAUAAACACGCCACCGCCCCGGAAGUGAGCAGCUUCUGACGCGGUGCAUUGUGGGGGGCGUAGUCCUCCUUCCCAGGCGGUCCUUCGCUGCGUCCCCCGGGCCGACUCCGGAUCGCAGGCGGACUGCUGGGCCGGCGGCGUAGCGCGGUCGGGUGCGAAGCGUAUUCUGGCAAGGGGCGCCCUUUCGCGCCGGCUGCGCCAGGCUGCAAUAGUGGGAGAUUGCUUAAGGCCUCGCAGGGCGCCGCCCGUCGAGGGGCUGGCGGCAGCGGACAGACCGGGCCGUCGAAGCGCAAAGGAGGCCGGUGGGCCACGCAGAGUCGCGCGGCGCAGCCAUGCCUGGCUUUACGUGCUGCGUACCGGGCUGCUACAACAACUCGCACCGGGACAAGGCGCUGCAUUUCUAUACGUUUCCCAAGGACGCUGAGCUGCGGCGCCUUUGGCUCAAGAACGUGUCCCGUGCUGGCGUCAGUGGGUGCUUUUCCACUUUCCAGCCCACCACGGGCCACCGUCUCUGCAGCGUUCACUUCCAGGGCGGCCGCAAGACCUACACGGUGCGUGUUCCCACCAUCUUUCCGCUGCGCGGCGUCAAUGAGCGCAAAGUAGCGCGCAGACCUGCGGGGGCCGCGGCUGCCCGCCGCAGGCAGCAGCAGCAGCAACAGCAGCAGCAGCAGCAACAGCAGCAGCAGCAGCAGCCGUCGCCGUCCGUCUCCACUGCCCAGACCUCCCAGCUGCAACCGAACCUGGUGUCUGCCUCUGCAGCCGUGCUUCUCACCCUUCAGGCCGCUGUAGACAGCAGUCAGGCUCCUGGAUCCGGUCCGCCAGCACCCACCACUCCCACUGGAGAAGAUGUGAAGCCCAUCGACCUUACUGUGCAAGUGGAGUUCGCAGCCGCAGAGGGCGCAGCCGCCGCAGCCGCCGCGUCGGAGCUAGAAGCAGCUACAGCGACUCUGGAGGCCGCUGAAUGCCCGAUGGGUCCCCAGUUGGUGGUGGUAGGUGAAGAGGGCUUCCCUGAUACUGGUUCCGACCACUCAUACUCGUUGUCGUCAGGCACCACGGAGGAGGAGCUCCUGCGUAAGCUGAAUGAGCAGAGGGACAUCCUGGCGCUGAUGGAAGUGAAGAUGAAAGAGAUGAAGGGUAGCAUCCGCCACCUGCGUCUCACCGAGGCCAAGCUUCGCGAAGAACUUCGUGAGAAGGAUCGUCUGCUUGCCAUGGCUGUCAUCCGUAAGAAGCACGGGAUGUGAAUGGGUCUCCCUGUGUCCUGCAGAACUCCUAGACCCCCUCCAGCCCAAGGAAUCCUCAGGCUAAUGACUUUUCUAUACUCUGGUCGACAGUACUGAGGCUUAAGGCAGCUGGAGUCUUGCUGGGGAUCUGGCACUCUAACUUGUUUCCUCUUAAACAGGAGUUUGGGGUCUCAGACUUGGCACUGGUGACACCAGCAAUUAUGACUGUCUACCCUCCCUCCCCAGUUGCAGAUUCUGGUUAAGCAGAGGCUUCAGAACCACUGAACUUGAAACACUUCAGAGGGAUUCAGGUGGGAUGCCGGGGACUGAGUUUGGGAAAGCCACACUUUAAGGUUGGCCAGCAAUCACAGACAAUUCAGCUGUGUGUAGUGAUAAGAGAUCCAUGUAAUACCAGUUCCUCUCCUUUUCAUGCUUACCAUUUCCAGGUGCAGUCUGUGAUUCUGAUGGGGACUAGUUGAUCUGUGCCUCUGACUCUUAGGACCUCCCUACCCAGGAGGCCAUUUAUGAGGGGAUCUGGGUGACCUGCUGAUGGAGAUCCAGCCUGCCAGGGUCUUAGGUUUAUCCUGUUAUGUUUGCUACUGGUUACAAAUUCUAUUUUCUGUACAAUUAGACUAAAGUUUUCACUGUGUUUGUUUGGCAAAACAAAUUAAACAAAAAGUAAGGUUUUUA
This is a messenger RNA of Chinchilla lanigera (long-tailed chinchilla), 2077 nucleotides long. RefSeq names its product THAP domain containing 11 (gene Thap11). Bases 500 to 1408 code for a protein of 302 amino acids. The record is from RefSeq and is a predicted model, not a curated record. Gene Ontology annotation, biological process: regulation of transcription by RNA polymerase II. The transcript has a single exon. Lineage: Eukaryota; Metazoa; Chordata; Mammalia; Rodentia; Chinchillidae. Gene Ontology annotation, molecular function: RNA polymerase II cis-regulatory region sequence-specific DNA binding. Gene Ontology annotation, cellular component: nucleoplasm.